Messenger RNA from Malaclemys terrapin pileata, 18296 nucleotides. RefSeq names its product leucine rich repeats and calponin homology domain containing 2 (gene LRCH2). The transcript is spliced from 22 exons. The record is from RefSeq and is a predicted model, not a curated record. Bases 28 to 2301 code for a protein of 757 amino acids. Gene Ontology annotation, molecular function: protein binding. NCBI's taxonomy places the organism in Eukaryota, Metazoa, Chordata, Testudines, Emydidae.
UGGGGCCGGCCUGUCUCCGGCACGGACAUGGCGGCCGGGCAGGGAGGCGGCGGCGGCGGCGGGCUCGGGCUCCCCGCUCACCUCACCCUGUCCUACCCCACCGGGCCCUACUGGGGCGCGGCCCCGCUGCCCCAGCCCCACACGGGGCGCAGCCUGGACCGGGCCCUGGAGGAGGCGGCCGGCUCGGGCAUCCUCGGCCUCAGCGGCAGGAAGCUCCGCGACUUCCCCGGCGGCGGCUACGACCUGAGCGACACCACGCAAGCAGAUCUUUCAAAGAACAGAUUUACUGAAAUUCCUCCAGAUGUCUGGCUGUUUGCACCACUUGAGACUUUAAAUUUGUAUCACAACUGCAUCAAAUCCAUUCCUGAAACCAUCAAAAAUCUGCAGAUGUUAACAUAUCUUAAUAUUAGUCGAAAUCUUUUAGCAACAUUGCCAAAAUACCUGUUUGACCUGCCACUUAAAGUUUUGGUUGUCAGUAAUAAUAAGCUGGUAUCCCUUCCAGAAGAAAUUGGAAAGUUAAGAGACCUGAUGGAGUUGGAUAUCAGCUGCAAUGAGAUUCAGGUCCUUCCCCAGCAAAUAGGAAAACUCCAGUCACUUAGAGAAUUAAACAUUAGAAGAAAUAAUCUCCAUGUGUUGCCAGAUGAAUUGGGAGACCUUCCCUUGGUAAAGCUGGAUUUUUCUUGUAAUAAAAUUACAGAGAUCCCAGUUUGUUACAGGAAAUUACGUCAUUUACAAGUAAUAAUUUUGGAUAACAAUCCAAUGCAGAUACCACCAGCACAGAUAUGUUUAAAGGGCAAAGUUCACAUAUUUAAAUUCCUCAGUAUUCAAGAAUGCCUCAGAAUAGAUAAAAAACCAGAUUCCUUAGAUCUUCCAUCACUGGGUAAAAGAAUCCCAUCCCAGCCACUCACAGACAGUAUGGAAGACUUUUAUCCCAAUAAAAAUCAUGGUCCUGACUCUGGCAUUGGCAGUGAUAAUGGGGAUAAAAGAUUGUCUACAACUGAACCAUCUGAUGAUGACACAAUCAGCCUUCACUCUCAGGUAUCAGAAUCGACGAGGGAACAGACGUUAAGGAAUGACAAUCAUUUAAUAGGAAGUAGAUUUGACUCACAUAAAGACCAGGAGGUGUAUGAUUACAUUGACCCUAACACAGAAGAUGCAGCUAUUCCUGAACAAGGAGAUGUACAAAUGGGACCGUUUGUCUCUUAUGUUAAGGAACGAGGAAAACACCCUGAGAAAUUGCAGAAAAUAGAAGGGAAUGAUGAGUGGGGAGAUGAAAAAAGGCUUCAGAAAGAGCAGCUAUUGGCAGAGGAAGAUGAUGAAUUGAAAGAAGUGACUGACUUGAGAAAAAUAGCCGCUCAGCUACUGCAACAAGAGCAGAAAAACAGACGGAGACCAUUAACCUAUAGAACUUCAUUCAGUGAAAAACUCUUCCAGAGGACGAGGGCUGCAGGACGUGCAUCCAGGCUUCUUAAUCAUUCAACCUCAGUAAGCACAAGAAACAGGCCAAAGCAGACUGUGGAAUCUGAAAAAAGUGUCUCAACAGAUGAAACAAAUUCUCCAGUGUCUCCUUACAGAUGGCAGCCACUAGAAAACCAAAAGGAUCUGACAGAUGAGCAGCACUGGCCAGAAACACAGCCUGUUAUCUGGCAGAAUGAAGAGAGGAGGAGGAGCAAACAAGUUAGAAAGGAAUAUUUCAAGUACAAGACUUCCAGAAAGAGUUCAAGUGGAAAUGAAAAUGAUGAGCAAGACAGUGAUAAUACUAAUGUGUCCCCACAGUCUCCUGUAUCAUCUGAGGAUUAUGAAAGGACAGACAGUAACUCUCAUGGUCCGUUUGGUCUCAAACCUAGGUCAGCUUUCAGCCGUUCCUCUCGCCAGGACUCUGGAGUAGUGGACCCUGGAUUUACAAUGAGGAGGAAAAUGGAGCAUUUAAGGGAAGAAAGGGAACAAAUAAGACAUCUUCGCAAUAAUCUUGAAUCGAGGUUAAAAGUCAUUUUGCCAGAUGACAUUGGAGCAGCAUUGAUGGAUGGGGUUGUUCUUUGCCAUUUAGCCAAUCACAUAAGGCCACGUUCUGUUGCAAGUAUUCAUGUACCAUCACCAGCAGUGCCUAAACUCAGUAUGGCAAAGUGCAGAAGAAAUGUUGAAAACUUUCUUGAUGCUUGUAAAAAAUUGGGCGUGCCACAGGAAAGGCUUUGCCUGCCUCAUCACAUUUUGGAGGAAAGGGGUCUAGUGAAAGUUGGUCUUACGGUUCAGGCUCUGCUUGAACUACCUUCAUCUAAAGCAUCCCAGCUUUCCUCUGUGUAACGUGACUUUUGGAAACCAGACAACUUAUCAUGGAUCUAUUGAUUUAGAUUGCUGCCAAGCAAUUCAGCUUCCUCAAUGGGAACAUCCAAGCCAUCAGAAGUAGUUUCUGCCCAGACACUUUAGACAGAGCCUUAUUUUGGAGGGACAUGUAAAACUUUGAUUUCAAACUGACUGUUACCUGAAUAUACAGUUAUACUGAUGUUUUAAAACUUGGAUGCACAAGAGAUUUUAACAACAUCAGAUUCUCUGUCCAGGUAAUACAAGUUCCAAGUUUCCCAUUAAUGUUUCAUGAUAUUAUUUUUAAAAACUGGAUUUUUUACUACAUUGAAAAUGUUGUUUAGUUUUGUUUGUUAAAGGAUAACACACACACACACACACACACACACACACACCAAACAAAGCCCUACUAUAAAAAGUUUGUCAGUCAUCUGGAUUACAUGUAAAGAUAAAACAAAAACCAGCUACAGUAUGAUAGUGAAAAUCUGAGUGACAGAUCAUAUUUAAUCCAUUUUUGUUUCAUAUAGCUCUAUAUUUGAGUUUUUUAUUUCUUGCACUUCUGACUGUAAUUUAUAUACUUCUAACAUCUCCAGUAUUUAGUUGGAUGUAUGGUAAUUACACAAAACAUUAUAUAGGAAAAAGGUGUUUUUUUCCAAUCUUCUAAGUUUGUGCCAAACUAUUUUUUCAGUUGUACGGUAGAUUGUUUACAUGUGAAGUGCCUGUGUAAUUGAUGACUCUUAAUAGUCUUAAACGUUUUUGCAAUUUCUUUGUCUGAAAUAGAUACAAUGGGAAUUUUAAAAUAUUUUAAUAAUUUUUCGUAAGGUCAGUAAUAUGUGAAGAUUUAAAUGAUGCUUCACAUUUUUGGUGUUAGGUGUUUUAAGUUGCACAAUUUAAUUGAUUAUGUUGUCUAAUGAUUGGAAAAAUAAUGUAAAUACAUUUUAUUUAUGCUAUUUAAUUUGAUAAUACCCAAUCACUUCUGUUGUAAUGUAUUGUUAACAAAAAUUGUCACUUUGAGUUAUUUUCCUUGUUUGAGACAAACCAUGAUGUCCAUAGUUAAAUAAGAAAUAUAUGGACUAGUGACGCAUACAUAAUAAUCAUUAAGGAUGUUUUGAUAAAGCUGCCAAAAUCUCAGGUUUAUGCUGUGACUUUCAGUAUUUUACAUCAUGUUGUCCCUGAUUUUGCAUUAGUUUUUUUUACAAUAACAAAUCACCAUAAGUUAGAUUAAAAAAAAUUCAAGCUAGGAAUCUUUAUAUUUUUCAAUGUUUACACGUUUGUUGAGAGGGACUUAUUUUGGAAAUAAUCACCUGCAUGACAUACCGCAUCAUCACUUUGCACCAAUGCUUCUCAUUUGCACCAGUAUCACCAAUUAUAAACAGUUAAGUCUGUGCCGAGAAUAUCAAACUCUCGGGGACAAAUGUAAAAAAAAAAAAAAAAAAAAAAAUUAAAUAAACUAAAUCCCCGCAACAGAAGCUUUGUCGAACUUCUGGGUUUAAGUACUUGUUCGAUUCUACAACUUUUCUGACUGAUAUUUUUCCCACAGUGUUCUGAGAACUUUCAGAAUGAUGGGCAGUUGACAUCCUUUUUUUCUGUCUCUUUCCCUACCUCCCAAACAAAAAAAGUUUACCUUCUUAGUAAAUAUGUGACUUACCCAGAGCCCAACAUUUCUGAUUAUGUCUCAGAUGUAUUUUUAGACUGUUACUUUAGACCAAGGGUAAAACCUUGUGUGCCAGAUGAUGUAAAAAAAUUAAGUUGUACUCUGUUGCCAAUUGACCUAAAGCUGUUUCAUUUCAUUUCCUUACUCUCUUUAAUUGAAGCAUUAAAGCCAGUUGAGAAGAAAAUUAUAAUCCUGAUGGCUAAAAGAUUUAGAAGAUAAAAUAAUUUUAAUGUUCUUUAACUAAAAUCCAUUGAAAUAAAAGUAAUUCAUGGGCUCUUGUUAACAUACUCUGUUUAUAGAGUGCAUUCUCAAAUACAGCUCAUUUAAAAAAAAAAAAAAAGCCAUGCCCUCCUUUACAAAAUCAUACACAUAAAAAUAUCAUUUAAACAGGUACUCAUGCAGAAACUGUAAUUGGCUCAAUAUAAUCGGCCAUUAAAAUAAGUAGUUUCAUUUAUCUUCCUCUGAAUUAUCCUUUUUUAUUGUUUAUCUUAAUUCAUAUUCAUAAGAGAGGUCCAUUGUAAAAAAGAAUGGGUAAAUGUAUUCUCAUUUCACAUAAAUGCAAUAUCAGGGGAAAAGAAUAAAUUUAGUUGAGAUUACAAUGAACAAGCACAUUUAGUUCAGUAAGCAGAUUUUUGGUUGUUACUUUUGCUGUAUUUUAAUAGCUGAAGAAUUACCUGAUCAUUCAAAAAAAGAAAAAUGUUCCAUAUUAAGAACUGUACUAUCUUGCAAUUUUUUAUACAUACCCUCUUGACCUCAAAAAUAGCAAUUCCUUUUCCAGUAGUGUUAACCAUAGACUUGCUGGUGGCAAAGACAUUAACUUUAAGAUUUUUGUAACCAUAGUCUAAGUUGGAUAAUGUUUAAAUACGUUCACCAAUCCUGAACAACACUUCAGUUUUCUGGAUGGAAUUAAGUUUCCUCUGUAAAGUUUGUUGAAUACAGUGCAAUCCUCACUUAAGAUCACUUCUAGUCACUUAGUUUUUGUUUAUCCCUUGUGGAGUAUUGCAAUAUGUCAAGAGAAGAUUACAUUCUGACUUAAAAUUUGAACACUAAAGUCUAGCUGUCAGUGUAGUACACUAGUUUCACUUAAAAAUAAAUAAAUAAAAGUUAGCACAGUUUUCCCUAAAUAGCUUAAAAUAGUUUGACAGAUUUAUUUGGGCAUAAGCUUUCAUGGGUAAAAAAACCCCACUUCUUCAGAUGCAUGACUCCAUGCAUCUGAAGAAGUGUUUUUUUUACCCACGAAAGCACCUCCUCCUGCGCAGGGAUCCAGAGGGGAAAACAGUCUGACGCCGGGUCCCAGGCUUGUAUGGAGUUUCCUGUAUGCCAUCUUCUUCCUUCAGGGUGCUGGGAACCGCAGCUGCCCAGAACCCUCGUUCUCCCCCCAGCAGUGUAUUUGCAAGCUGGAGAGCUGGACUUUGCUGGAACCUAGUGGCAGCCAGCAGCUUUGCAGCACCAAUUCUGCAGGGAAAAAGGAAAUUCUGCCCAGAACAUGAAUUCUGCAUUGCGCAAUGGUGCAGAAUUCCCCCAGGAGUAGUAGCAGCUGCAGAAGAGACUGAAAAAGGACUUAAUAUGGCUCCAUGUUUUAAGGGAUGAAGAAACAAUACCUCCAAUCUGAAAAUGGGGAGGCAUUGCUGUCUACAACACAUCUUUUUCCCCCACCUCAGAAUUCAGAAUAAACCCCACAACUGCAGCUUUGGCGGGUAAGGGAAGGGCAAGGUUCCUUAGGUCAAUAUUGAAUGAAUAUUCGAUUUCCAUGCAGAAAUCAGGGUUCAGAGCAGGAUGCAGUGUGGCAGGGCCUGACCAUUCCCUUGUGUUAGCCCAGCCCACUCGGUGGAAGUAGCAGUCUCUCCCUCCUUCCACGUGCAGACAAGGGGAGAGCAGCCCAUAGAAGGAUGCUCUUAGCUGGUGCAAUUAACUAAUAUUGCAUGUUUAGAGUGUUGUUUCUAAAUGUCUUUAAUCAUAAGAAGCCAUCAUCAAUCCUUCUAUUUAUUAUCUAUUUCUAUUGCUAACCGUAUCUGCUUACAGACCCACUAACUUCACCCUCUCAUGCUCCCAGGAGCCUGUCUUUCCCCUUACUUUUCCAUGUGGGAAACUGCCUCACAGCUGUGCACUGAGGCAUCAAAUGGAGUGAAGAGAUCCCAACAUCCUGCAUGUUUGAAACACUGUGUUUCCAUUUUGUGUAGUACCUUCUUUGGCUACUCAGAUUGGGUCCUUUUUGGUGGGGGCUUCAGAGAAACUCCGCAUUGGCUUGACUUGAAUAGGAAUAGACUUAUGCCAACAGUAAGAGCUUUAGGAAAUCUCACUCAUUGCCUUUUGAUGAUUUAACUAUCCUAGGAGUUACUCACAUGCUGAUUAUUGAGCAUUCAAAGCCGAGUUACCCCAAGAUAAUAUAAAACUAUAAGAUGCAUUUUUAAUUGUGUGUCUGAACAUAUCAAUAUGUUUUCUUUAGCCCCAUAUGUUUCUUCUCUUCCCCCAAAGAUUGGCAGGAUAUUUGGAUGGCUCCAAUGUCUCAUGUAAGAAUGUUUUGUCCUUUAAGGAAUAAGAUAUUUCACCCAAGGCAUUUCUAAGUGAUUCAUGCCACUACUUAAAACAUGCUAUAAAGUGCUUAGUUCAAGGUGGCUGAAUGACUUCGAACUGUCUCAGAAAUACACUUACUAAAGUGUCUCAAUAGUUUACAUAUAAAUAAUUAAAGGCUGGACUGAUUAGAUCUGUGACUUUGAUUGGCAUGGCACACAGGAGUGCAAGUCAUUGACAGACCAUCAAAAAGCCUCAGUUGUGUCCAGAUUUCUAAAGCCCUUCCAUAACAUAACCAGGGCCCUAAAUGUACUGUAUAAAGGAGCAAAUUAAGGAAGGAAAUAGUAAUAAUUUUUUAACUGUGACAUGAAUUGUAAGGAUUCUGAGUAAAAUCCUGGCUCCAUUGAAGUCAUUGGGAGUUUUGCUAGUGACUUCAAUGGGACCAAGAUUUCACCAUCUGAUCGAAACCAAAAGCCUACAGUAUUUUGAAAAGAAUUCCUCAGGAGCACAACUUUUACACCACAAGAAGCUAAAUAACCUCAAUUGUGGAGGUGGGAACUAUCAGCAGUUGUUUCACGAUAGUGAAAACUGCAUUUUUUUUUUUUUAAAUGUUUGGUGACUUGGAGGCAAUUCUCUUCCAAAAUAAAAAACAUUGGCAUUAAAAUCCAUGGCCAGAUUCAAACCAUGCUAAGAUGUCAUGUAUUCCAUAAAUAUUUUCAAUUUUGAUCAUUUUUUGACAAGAUGGUGAUUGUCUUCACUAAACCUCAGAAGUUCCAUGUUUCUCCCCAGUAUUUCAGGAAAUGAUAGUUUUAAAAUAUAUUUUCAAAACUACUGGUGUUCACAGGCAGAGAGUGUGCAAAUGAAGUAAAGGAUCACGUAAGCUCUGACGUUUCCUUUUGAUAUUUUCUUAAAUCCCAAAACAUAAUAUAGGGCUGCAUUUUAAUCUGGCUUUUUCAAAAUAAGUCUGCAUUCCAACACAGAGACAAUGAUAAAACAUUUAUUAGGUAAGCAAAGUCUUGAAAAGAAAUAUCUUUACCAAAUUCCAACUUCCCCAACAUGUUUUUCAUAAUUUGGAAAAUGACAAAAUGUCAAGUCUUCACUUGCAUUAAAAGGCCUACUUUUACCAUGAUACAAUCUGAUUAACUUUUGUCUCAGUGUAGUAGGUUCUAGUUUAUAUUUUCACUGGUAAUUCUUACAAGAUUUUUAGCACUUCUUCUUGUUAAAAAUAAUUCUGCACCGGUUAGGCAUUCUACUUCUUCGAGUGAUGGUACAUGUGUGCACCAUGCAUCUGAGUCUGGAGAUUUUUAGUAAGUAGUGUCUGUUGAUCCACAUACACAGUUGCUCUUCUCAAGCUCCGAACCAAGGACAUACGAGGCAGUGUGGACCGAUGCCUCUCCAAUUCCUUCCACGUUGCCUGAGGGUGGAAUCUUCUGCAUCCACAGCUUCUUCGAUUGCUUUCUUCAAUCAAUCUGUGUGUGUGUAGAUAGUGCAAAUACUAAAAACUAUAUUUUCGAGUUGUAGUAUUUGUAUAGUGUAGUUUAGUUAGUUUUUUCCACACGUUGGAGAAAUUCUCCUCCAAGGGUGAGGACUAUGCCCACAGUCCCAGGGUUUAAGAACUGUUUCCUGCCCCCCACUCCUCCUCAGUGGGUGAUUAACAUCAAUGCUGACUUUACUGUCUUGGCAAGGCUCACAUCCCUGCUACGUGCAGCAUCCACCACUCUUUCCCCAAAUUCAUGAGGGUUGAGCACUCAGACUGAGAGAGAACCUAAUGGGGAAAAAAAUCAUGAGACCCCAGUUGCAUCCAGACUGGGGAGACCCCCUCUGUACACAAGUCUCAAUCAACAGGCAUCAUCCCUCUGAGCACAAACUCAGGAGCUGAGGCUACAACCUGCAAGGCUAAAGAAUCAAAGGGUUCUCAUGAGAGUAUGGGGCACUCACAAGCGCAGGGGCAAAGAUCCUCUUCAAAAUCUUACCUGAAGAGAUCCCUCCCCAACUCCAUCCAAGUCGGGUGAGUCCUUGCACACAGAUCCUAAGGACUCAGGCCCAGGUAAACCACCUCUGCAGGAGAAUGUGGCAUGCAGGAGUACAGAUCUGUUGAUACCAAUCUCGGUGCCGACAUAGAAACCAAAAGACAGGCAUCCACUGCCUUCAGCAUCCAGAUCAGACUCUGCACCAACCAAGUCUCAGAAAAAUCAGAUGUCCACUGUAACCAGGGAGGUGUUGGAUCCAGUGGCCCUGACCACCAAAACACCCUAUACUAUGUGGUAGUCUGAGACUUAUGUCUCCCUGGGGGAUAUUUUCACUCUUGUGUCCUCAGUCCCCUCCCCUCUUUGGUCCAACCUUAUUUAGAGAGAUCGUCAUACCAGAGGAAGAAACCAUCUUGAGGGCAUGGAGUUAACGUCUCUCAUACAUGAACCUGAGUACCCGUCCAUUGGUAUCAACGCUUCCAAUGGUUGAUCAGGAACCAAACUUCACAUCAGAUUAGUAAGAGGCUACAUAUGAACCUCUGCAUCUACAAAGGGAGGCAAGUAUGGACAGAAUUUCCAGGAAAACAGGGUUCAGUCCUCUGUCAAAGUAUGACUUUCCGAGGGACCGAUGGUUCCUAAUGCCAUGGGUCCACCCCCCAAUCAGUUGACCUCUCGCAAUGGCAUUACUGGGGCCCUAGGAGACUCUUACUCUUGGCACCCUGAUCCAUGCAUGAACCUUAUCUACUCUCUCCUACCCAACACCAAACAGCUCCAUUGGAAUGUGAGGGGGAGGAAGUUGAGCCAGAUCUGACCAUUCAAGUGGUUCCGGUGGCCAUCUCGCAUCAUCCUACCUAAAUUAAGCAGUCACCCCAUCUGCUGAUGAUCACAGGCAAUAUAAGGAACUCUCACAAAAAGUGGUGUCUUAGUGCCAGAUGCAGCUCAAGCAGGUUCAGGAGUCUCAGCACAGUUAUUGGACAUCUUGCAACCCUCAGGUCCAAGUCAAGAGGCCCUCCAAGUCAACAGUCAUUAUGGAUCCAGCCAGGGUAGUGUAGCACAUUCCUGCCUCAUGCACUCCCACUCCUCCCAAAAAAGGCUGAGAAGCACUACUUCAUUCCACUUAAAGAAGCAAGUUUUGUUUUCAGCAUCCGACUUCAGCAGCCACACCCCAAGAGGACACCUUUGGAGAAGGGUGCCAAAUGCCUCAAUCUCCUAGGGGGAGAAGUUUUCUCUUCAAGCUUUCAAUUGCAAAUUGCUGACUACCUGGCCCUCUUAUCAAAAUAUGAUUUCACCAAUUAAGGGAAGUUUUUUGAUUUCAAGGACAAACUCCCUCAGCAGGAUAGAGCCCAAUUCCAGAACCUAAUUGAUGAGGGUAAACUUUGUGGCCAAAACAUUUCUUUAGGCUGCAGUAGAUGCUGCUGAUAUUGAUUCCAGAAAGAUGGCUACUUCAGUUGUUGUGAGGAGAGAAUCCUGGUUACAGUCCUCAGGUUUUUCUUGGGAAGUGCAAAGUACCCUUGAAGAUCUGCCCUUUGAAGAAGUUAACUUAUUUAAUGAAAAGACUGAUGAGUCUCUUCACUCUGAGUACUUGAGAACAACACUUCGCUCUCUGGACAUCUAUACCCUUGUCCCACAGGAAGCACCGCAACCAAGUGUACAAGCCAAGAUGGCCCCCUCACAAACCACCACAUGAGGGACAGAGGGUACAGAGACCAAGGUACACAGCUUCCUCAAGGUCUAACACAGCUGAUUCCAACCUCCUGCCCAAGAGUUUCUUUUGACAAGACAUGCAAGGUCCGCAUUGCUGUGUUGAUGCCUCAUUAUUCUGACCCUGUCCCCAAGUAUUUGGUGGCCACUUUAUUCAUUGCAUCCCCAAUUGGAGUGCAAUAACAGACAAGUGGGUAUUGGAAACUGUUCACUCAGGCUAUACAAUUGAGUUUGUUACCUCCUACCCACAAACCCGCUUCUCAGCGUCUUUUCAGGGACCGAGUUCAUGAGACAGUCCUAUAGCAGGAGGUGGACUCUCUUCUCCAACAAGGAGCCGUAGAACGAGUGCCACCUCAACAUCAAGGGAAGGGAUUCUAUUGCCCAGUUUUCUUAGUUCCCCAAAAGAACAGAGAAUAGAGCAGGGGUAGGCAACCUAUGGCACAGGUGCCGAAGGCGGCACACGAGUUGAUUUUCAGUGGCACUCACACUGCCUGGGUCCUGGCCACCGGUCCAGGGGGCUCUGCAUUUUAAUUUAAUUUUAAAUGAAGCUUCUUAAACAUUUUAAAAACCUUAUUUACUUUACAUACAACAAUAGUUUAGUUAUAUUAUAUUAGACUUCUAGAACGAGACCUUCUAAAAAGGUUAAAAAUUUAUUACUGGCACACGAAACCUUAAAUUAGCGUGAAUAAAUAAAGACUCGGCACAUCACUUCUGAAAGGUUGCCAAGCCCUGGAAUAGAGACUAAUUCUUGACCUACCCCAACUAAUUGUCUUCGUCUGAAAGUUAAAAUUCAGCAUGAUCACAUUGGCAUCAACAAUCCCCUCUCAGGAAGAGGGCAACAUACUUCACAGAUCUUGACAUGAUCUUUCACUUAGGCAUUCACAUGUACCACAUAAAAUGUCUCAGGUUCUUUCUUGGGCAAGAUUUUUAUCACUUCGGAGUCCUCCUGUAUACACUAGAUACAGGGUAAUGGUGGCCCAGAUGAGAAGAAAUGGCUUUACAGUCUUUCCAUGUCUCGAAAACUGGCUGCUGAUGGGCAGAUCUGGCAGGGAAGUCCAGUCAGCGACCUUAUUCCUACUCCACCUCUUCUCUUACCUGGGAGUCUGCAUCAACAAACAAAAAUUCACUUUGAUUCCCACAAGGAUCAUAAAUUUCAGAACAGCAACUCUGGACUCUGCAAGAACCUACCUUCUGAUAGAGAGAUUCUACACCAUGAGUAAUUUGAUAAAACAGCUCACCCUCAGACUACAGCCAGGGUCUGCCUUUCCCAUCUAAACAACAUGGCCUCAGGCACCCACAUAACACUGUUUACUGGGCUCCACCUCCGCUGCCUAUAACGCUGGUUUCAGUCUAUCUGCUCACCAGACAAAGACAAUAUCAAUGCUGAAUAACAGUCCUGGCCAAGAUCCCGGCUUCUGUUGCCUGGUGGGGGAACCCAGAAAAAGUUGGUGUGGGAGUUCCUUUUCUCACACUCGAGGGUUGGGGAGCCCAUGUGGACAAUCACACUGCACUAGGCACCUGGACCCCUUGAGAGGUCAUCCUCAUCACACCCAACUGGCUGGAGACAGUUCUGGAUCUUGGAUUUCCUGAAGAUCUCAACCCAUCCUCCCAGCACUAGUUAUCUUCAGAAUCCUUUGGCAUUCCUGUCAUUUUAGACUGUUCUAGUCACCUUUUAGACCAGUUUUCAGAGUAGCAGCCGUGUUAGUCUGUAUCCGCAAAAAGAACAGGAGUACUUGUGGCACCUUAGAGACUAACAAAUUUAUUAGAGCAUAAGCUUUCAUGGACUACAGCCCACUUCUUCAGAUGCAUAUGCAUAUGUUCUUCUUUUUUAGACCAGUGGUUCUCAAACUAUUGUACUGGUGCCCCCUUUCACAUAGCAAGCCUCUGAGUGCGACCCCCCCCCCGUACAUUAAAAACACUUGUUUAUCUAUUUAACACCAUUAUAAAUGCUGGAGGCAAAGCGGGGUUUGAGGUGGAGGCUGACCGCUUGUGCCCCCCAUGUAAUACCCUUGUUGACCCCCUGAGGGGUCCCGACCCGCAGUUUGAGAACCCCUGUUUUAGACAUCAGGUCCAUCUUGUAGCAAGCAGUGCCUUUCAUCCUCCAGUCCUCCAAUUGAGUGCCAUACUAUCUUCAGUCAUCCAACAACUCAUCCUGAAAGGGACUCAUUAGAACCUUCUCACCAGUGGUGAAAUUAACACCAGAAUGGGAUCUCAAUCUUGUCCUGUCAGCACUUAAUAGACCUCCUUUUGGACCAAUAGCCACCUGUUCCGUGUCCCACCUGGCGAUGAAAGUUGUCUUCCUAGGCGCCAUCCCAUCAAUCAGAAGAGUGGGCGAGCUGCGGGAGCUCAAGGCUAACCACAACUAGCAAACAGCAGCAAAUGAGAGUUUUGCAAGGGUGUUCUGAGAUGAGGCAAGACUGUGUGAUCCUUGGGGUGAGUUUGUCUGUUGUGUGCUUGCUUGACUGAAGAUUAUAGUGUGGUCGAUUUGGAGGGCUGCGUGCUGAGCCAAGCGGCUAGCUAGGCUGGGAGCUUACUAAUGAGGCCCAAGCCUGCAAUCCUUUAAUGCUAACCCCUUUGGACUCCGUUGACAAGGGAGGAGGACUAACUCGGGGAGAAUAGGUUUAAAACGCUAGCUCCUAAGCAACCAGAGGAGCUAGCAAGUGGGAGCAGCAAACAGAGUUUUGAGGGAGUAUGAGGCAGAUUAUACCUAACAUACUCUAAACUUAGACCAAUAACCAUCACCCCUCCCAUCCCCACUUCCCCAAAAGGCCAUUCAGGAGUCAAAAGUCCAGCAGCAGAGUGGGGCUGUCCAGUUUAUUGCUCUGAAGAUGCUAUGUGUGCAUACUGUGCAAGCAGCUCGUGGCCCUCAGAGACCCGGUGCAGGCUCUUGGCACUAGAGUGACUGAACUGGAGGAGCUAAAGGAGGCAGGUAUACAGACAAGACUUUCAGGGACACAGCAGAACGGUCCUAUCCCCAGUCUGACAGCCUCUGUGCUGUUAAGGAGGAUGACAGUCUCGUGGAAGGAGAACAUCCCAAAUCCCAUAUUUGGGACCCUCCUUCCAGAUGUCAUGGUAUCCUCUUGCACUGAGGAUACCCAACUGGGGGAGGCAACUCCAGUUAUUGGGACAAACCAGAUGAUAAUGUGGGAUCAGAUUAUUAGAAAUCUAGGUAGUUAGGAUUGUGGUGACCAGGAGAAUAUUAUGGUAAAUUGCCUGCCCGGUGUGAAGACUGUGGAUUUCACAAGACAUCUAGACAGUGUGUUUUAUGUUGCUGUGCUGGAGAGGAGUCAGUGGUUGUGGUACAUGUAGGUGUCAGUGACAUAGGGAAAGGUAGGAGAAAGGUCCUGAGGGCCAAUUUUGUCCGUUAAGUCAGAGAUUAAUGUUGAGGAUCUCCAUUGUAACAUUCUUUGAAAUGCUUCAAGUUCCACACACAUUGCCAGGAAGACAGAAAGAACUGCAGGGUCUCAAUGUGUGGACGAGAAGAGUGUGUAGGGAGCAGAGGCUUUAAGUUUAUUAGGACCUGGGGAACCUUUGGGGAAAGGAAGGAUGGGCUCCACCCAAAAUGGAACCAGAUUGCUGGCAUGUAAAAUUCAAAAAGUUGUAGAAUUUUUUUAAGGGCUGGGGGAAAGCCAACAGGGGCAGAGGAGCACGUGCUUUGGACUGAGAUGUCCCCUAGGGUUGAAUUUAUUAAGGGGGAUAUUCUGUAUCCUAAUAGGAUAGGGAAAAGUUAGCAAAGUACAGAUUGGCGCUAGUGAGGAUCAGUAAAACCUAAGAAUCCCAUUUAAAUAGAACACAUGAAAGCAAGCAGCUGAAUGUUGACAAAUGUAAGUGCUUAUAUAAAAAUGCUAGGAGUCUAAAUACCAACGUGGGUGAACUAAAUUGCCUGGUGUUAAAUGAGGAUAUUGAUGUAGCAGGUGCUUGGGAAACUUGGUGAGAUGAAGAUAAUUAAUGGGACACAAAAAUACCAGAAUACAAAAUGAUUACGUGUAAAUUAGCUGUUACCGCUCAAGAAGGACAUCUCGGAGUACUUGUUGGUAGUGCUCUGAAAACAUCUGCUCAAUGUGCAGUGGCAGGCAAAAAGCUAACCAAGUUAGAAACCAUUAGGAAAGGGAUACAUAAGACAGAAAAUAUCAUAAUGUUACUCUAUAAAUCCAUUAUAUGUCUCCACCUGGACUACUGAUGCCAUUCUGGUCACUCCAUCUAAAAAAAAAGAUACAUUAGCAUUGGAAAAGGUGCAGAGAAGGACAACAAAAUAAUUAGGGGUGUGGAACAGCUUCCAUAGGAGGAGAGAUGUAAAAAGACUGGGACUGAUCAGCGUGAAAAAGAGAUGACUAAAGGGGGGUGUGAUGGAGGUCUAUAAAAUCAUGACUGGUUUGGAGAAAGUGAAUAGGGAAGUGUUAUUUGCCCCUUCACAUAACACAAGAACCAGGGUCAUAUGAUGAAAUUAAUAGGCAGCAGAUUUAAAACAAAAGUAAGUACUUCACACAAUGCACAGAAAACCUGUGGAACUUGCCAGAAAAUGUUGUGAAGGCCAAAAGUAUCUAGUUCUUUUUUGAGCCUAGAUAUAAAUUCAUGGAGGAUAGGGCCAUCAGUGGCUAUUAGCCAGGAUGAUUGGAGCAGCCCCAUGCUCUGGGUGUCCCUAAAGCCCCAGCUGCCAGAAGGUGGAACGGGAUGGAUCACUCAAAAUUGCCCUGUUCUGUUCAUUUUCUCUGAAGCAUCUGGCACUGGCCACUGUCAGACAGCAUAUUGGGCUAGAUGGCCCAUAUGGUCACUCUUAUGUUCAAGGCAAAUCCUCAUUAUACCACUUCUCAUAAAGAGACCUCUCUGCCUGUACCUGGAGUUCAUCCCUAAAAUAAUUUUAGUUUCACAUAAAACAAACCAUCCACUUAUUGGCACCUUUUCCCCCAAAACCUCAACGCUUCUGAUGCGGAGAGUAGGCUUCACUCUCUAGAUGUCCGACGGGCACUGGUGUUCUAUGUGGAGAGAAUGAAAGCAAAUCGGAAACCACCGAGACUAUUUAGCACCUUAGCAGAGCAAUCAACGACUCAAGCAUUCUCUGUGCACAGACUCUCUAAAAGGAUCUCGAGCUGAAUCUUUGCUACCAACUAGCAUGUCUCUCACAUCCUGAAGGGAUGAGUGCCUGCUCCACUUGAGCCAAAACAACCUCUCUAGCAUCUCUGAGAUGUACUCUGCUAGAUACAAGCAGGGCGGCUACUGGAGCUCUAGCAGUACCUUCAGACGUUAUGCGUUGGUCCGUACCUGUGCUGCAAAUAUAACGGUGGGAACAACCAUACUAGACAUGCAUACCAUUUUCAUUCUUGCUCCCACCUCCUGUUUGACUACUGCUUACUAAUUUUCCAUGUAUGGAAUAGACCUGGGAACCAUCACUCAAAGAAGAAAUGGAGGUAGGUUACCUGUUACUGGAGGUUCUUUGAGAUGUAUGGUUCCUAGCUGUAUUUACUACCCACUCUCCAUCCCCUCUGUGGUGGCCGAUGACUGGAUUCAUGGUAAGCGAAUAAACUGAAGAGGCAUCAGUCUGCACUGCUCCUCAUACCCUCAGUUCAGAGCAUGAGGAGAGCAACUGCGCACAUGUGGACCAACAUUGCUUACUAAAAAUCUCUGGACUAGUGCGUGGUGCAUAUGCUUACCCAAGUGUGGAACAUAGAAAGGGACCACACAUCUCAAAGAACCUCUAGUUACAGGUAAGCAACCUUUUUUACCAUUUUCUGCACCAGGUUAUACCAAGGGGUGCAUCCUUUUUUUGAAAUGAGCAUUUUGAAACACUCGUUUGUCAUUUCCAACAACUUCCAGCUGAAAAUGAAAUGCCUGGCGUUUAAAAAAGUCACGUGUAAAUAAAGGAACACCACUCUGAUCUGAAAUUGUAAAGACAAAUUCUAAUGGUCUAUAUACAAGAGAAUAUAUGCAAUUUUUGUGUGGCAUAGAAUUUCCAGUGGGGCGUAUGCUGGCUGCAUCCCAGACCAGAUUAUUCAGAAGACAGGUUAGCCGGGUGAAGCGAAUUGGGAGAAGAAAGCAGAUGGUUUGGAAUUGCAGUAUAGUUUUAUGAUUUAAAGGAUCAGCUCCUAGUUCUGGACCCACAUCUCUCUGAACAGGCUAUAGUAGGUAUAGAAUUGGUUUUCUCAGUUUCCAAUAAUUGUCACUUAAAAAAAAAAAAAAUACUGGCAUAUUGGACUCAUGAAAGGAAUGCUUGUUAGGGGAGUGUGCAGUGCUGCAAACGAAGAAAUUUCCCUGGAGUUAAGAUUGCUUCUUGACUCCAGUUUGUGAGCUACUAUACAGUAGUUGUAAUCGUAUGAAAAGAAACAGUAUUAACACUCUUGGCUAUUACAUGUGCAACACACAGUUAAGCAUAAUAUACAUACAAUGCAUUUAUAGAGGUCUCUACACACCUGUGGGGAAAACAUGUAUAUAAAAUGCACAGAUUUUUUUUUAAAAAGCACAAUAAGUUUUAUGUACAGUUAUUUUGAUAUAAAUGUGAAAAGAAAACAUUACGCUUUUAUUUCUAAUGUGGACAUUGUUUUCUCUGCAUUGUCCCUGUGAUUAAACUGAGAAGGAAGCUUCUCUAUUUUAAUUCCAGACAAUGGUUUUAAUUUUUAUUUCCUAGAAUAAAGCUUUGUAUUGAUUGAUUUUUAAAAGCUACUGUCUAUAGGGCAUUUCUGUUAAGUCUUAAAUUGUAGUUUUACACUACACUGUGUUUCGCUGUCAUUUUCUUUAUUUCUUAUCAUUUUUUUUAAAACGUGCUUUAGUUUAUAAAACCACCUAAAGGUCAUUUUUAAGCCUGGCAGGAGAAAACCGUGACAACCAUGAUGGCAUCAGUCACUCUGAAUGAUAGUCGAAUUGCUUUUAAAGUAAAUGAAAAUUAAGCUUUUUUUUUUUUUUAAACAAGGGUUCUUUAAGUAAACUUCCUUCUGUUGCACGCAUCAGCAUGCCAGUCCUUGAUAAGCUUUACAAAACUUCUCCCUCACUUUUCUAACAAGUCUUAAAAUAGAGGAAUUGAUUAAACCAAAUACAAAUUAAUUCCCGAUGGGUGAAACUCUAGCCCCAUUGAAAUCAAUGAGAAAACUCCUUGACUUCAGGGAAACUAGACUUUCCCCUGGUGUUUAUAACUGAGCUACAUAGCAAUCCAUUUAAAACAAUCUGUUGGCACUUAAGACAAAGUUAAGGCUUCCUCCCCAGUGGAAGUGUAGUACUUUCAUAAAGCCAGACAGAUCAAAUAUGUGGAGGUAACCACAAAAGUGUGGGGUUUUCAUGUUUUUUUUUUUUCUUUCUUUUUCUUUUAAAUCAGUAAAGUCUGCCCAGAAUGGCAGUUCUUAUUUUGGGCCUGACCAUGUUGCUCCCCACGUGGAAUUAACAUUGAACAUUGGGAGUUCUGUUGGUAGAGCACAUGCAGGAGCAAGCCUUUAUUUGUAAGUAUUAGUACAGUUUUGUUUGCUGAGCCCAUGUACUGUAGUAAGCAUGGAUAGGGCAUUGCCACAACGGUGGGAAUUUCCAAGUUGCCGCUGUUCUGUGUUGCAUCUACAGUAUAUGCAUAUGUUAGUCCUGUUUGUGUAGUGCGCACACAAACAUUGUAAAGGGAUUGUUUGGUGAAAUAGUGUGGGAUUAAUGUGAAUUAACUUUUAACUAUUGUGUAAUCUGUAGAACCAAGAAAAUGUGAUUGCUUAAAAACCAUGUUCAAUUAUCACUUGGUGCGUGUUCAGAUAUUUUGUUUUGUACCUUUUUUUGUGAUUACAAAACUCAGAAAACACAGUGUAACCAAAUCAGCAACAUGUAAAUGUAUGCAAAAUUUACCAAGUAAUUCUGAGACAGAGAUCUGGAAAGUGAUCAUAUACGUAGCAGCAAAUGCUUAAAUUGUGUAAAUAGUUAUAAUACAACUAUUUGAUAUUGCGUUUUAAUUUGUUCUGCAUUUCAUGUUUUGUAAACCCUUUCUCUCAUUUUUAAGUUCACCUAUGUGUACAAUACUGUAUCUUACGUCUCUUUUUUCAGGACUUCCAUUAUUGCUAGAGCUUCCAACAUGUACAUGUUUCUUUGAAAAACAAUCCUACUGUUAUUUUUUGUAAAUAGUUUUGUAUUGAAUUUGCAUGGAUAAAACCCACAUGUCCAAUACCAGUGUACAUAUUCUAUGUAUAAAAUACAAACUGUUUCAUAACUUC